Molecule: messenger RNA, 420 nt
Organism: Liolophura sinensis
Lineage: Eukaryota; Metazoa; Mollusca; Polyplacophora; Chitonida; Chitonidae
Exons: 1
Coding region: 1-420 (139 amino acids)
Biological process (GO): DNA integration
Molecular function (GO): nucleic acid binding
Source: RefSeq, a predicted model, not a curated record
AUGCCUGACAAGCCCUGGAGUCAUGUUAGUGCCGAUUUUUGUGGACCUUUCCUAAACGGUGACUACCUCCUGGUUGUCAUUGAUGAUUAUUCCCACAACCCGGAAGAUGAAGUUGUGAAAUCGACAUCAGCCGCCCAUGCAUUUCCCAAAUUUGACAGAAUUUUCUUCAAACACGGCAUUGUCGACGUACUUAAAACUCACAAUGGCCCGUCGUUCAAUGGUAAUGAAUUCACGAAAUUUGCGGAAAUACAAGGCUUCAAACUCCUUACUGGCCCAGAGCAAACGGCGAGGCGGAACGCUUUAUGCGGACCUUGGAAAAGGCUGUUCGAUCGGUACGAUGAUCUGAACAUUCCAUCAGGACCGAACCAGCAGGACAUUCCGAAACGCUUCCCGUGCUUCCCGGUCCGUGUAUCUGUCUGA